AUGGCUCAAGGCUUGACAGAAGAAAAUAAUGAAGACUUUUGGGGGUUUAUUUUUCAGACUUUUACCCUGAUUUUCUUCUUUUCGUUGGCAAGUAUAAUUGAUAAAUACCCUGGCACAAAGGUUGACAAAGUUUUUAGAUUCCUCUCAAGAACUUCCGAAUUCUUUGCUCGUUCAUUAACGCCAAUUUUUAUGGUUUCCUCUCUCAUUGGUGUUUUUGGUACCAUGGAUUGGAAUAUAUUUUGUACAUCCUUUUCUCGAGACUAUCUACUCAAACGGCACAUAAUCUUAAUUACUUUAGCCGUUUCAACGCUUUUCAUGUUAUUAUGUUUUUUUAUUUGGGACUUACUACGAAUAUGCGUCUCCUUUAACGUUAAAGAAGGACCUAAGUUUGCAGAUUGGUUUAAACAUUAUACUUCUAAAGCUGAAUUUUUUUACUUUUUUACUUGGCUCAUCACCAUGUGUAUGAGAUUUUACGACCCUUAUAAUCUAUCACUGAGCUUCUGGCUCUUCAAAGCCGUGUACGGACUACUUAUUCACGUUGGUCAACGCUUCGUACGUGUUGACAUUAAAAUUUUUCCUAUCUGGAGUUUUUUACAUGUUUUUGGUUCAUCAAUACUCUGGUAUGUUUUCUCAUAUCGUUCAUUCGAAUGGCGCUUGCCCUUUAGUGCAUUUGUAUCAUUUAUAUUAGGAACCUAUUUCAAGACUGGUCUCAACGACAUCAAGACUCCUUCGCACCGAUAUUAUUAUAAUCUUCAGAUUCGAUCCGCCACUCUGUCUAAAAAAAACGAAAAAACCUACAAACGCCUGUCGAUUAUCAUGAAUCUUUUGACCUUGGUGCAAUUCUCAAUUGAAAUGAUUCUAUUUGACGUUAACAAUCCCAAGGCAUCAACCGUCAACAUGAAUCUGUGGCAUAAUCGAAUCUGUUUCAAAUUUAUUGCUGCUGCCUACACUAUUUGGACACAAAGCAUGGUGACCCAUUCUUUACGUGUCAUUUCAGAACUGGUUUUUUAUAACAGCGGCCUUUAUCCCACGAAGCAACGACCCACAAUAUACAAAAGAAAUUAUUUCGAAGUAUUCUCUACGAUUCUUGGUGUAACCUGUUUUCCUUUUAUUGGGCAUACAUUCACCUUUUAUCUUUUGGCUUUGAAUGGUAUUUACUGGUUUGGUUUUCGAAUCUUUGCAAUUUGGCAAUCAAACAAAGAUUUUCAUAAAGCUGUUGGAUAUGUCAACGUUAAAGAAAAAGUCGACGACAUCAAAACACUUGUAGACAGUGUAUUUGGUUGA
Ambispora leptoticha is the source of this 1284-nucleotide messenger RNA. The record is from the annotation of a GenBank genome assembly. Lineage: Eukaryota; Fungi; Glomeromycota; Glomeromycetes; Archaeosporales; Ambisporaceae.